Molecule: messenger RNA, 1522 nt
Organism: Aspergillus saccharolyticus JOP 1030-1
Lineage: Eukaryota; Fungi; Ascomycota; Eurotiomycetes; Eurotiales; Aspergillaceae
Product: putative GPI anchored protein
Exons: 3
Coding region: 95-1240 (381 amino acids)
Source: RefSeq, a predicted model, not a curated record
AACUCACUGCACAUCUAUUCUCCGCCAAUCUCGAGCCCUUCACAACCUCAAAAGAAAUCACACAGACCAACAGAUACCUCGUCAAUCAUUCAUCAUGCGUGUCUCUUCUGCUGCUGUCGUCGCCUCUCUGGCUGCCGGUGCCAUUGCGACCGAGUACAAGACCGUCGUUGUGACUGAGUAUGCCACUUACUGCCCCAAGGCCACUUCUCUCGCUGCUGGUCCUGGUACCGUCAGCCAGGGCAGUCCUUCUGCUGCCUCUGCUGCUCAGCCUACCACCGUUACCAUCUCCGGCACUGCCUACACCUACAGCACUCCCCUGGUUACCUCCACCGUGACCCACUGCGACAAGUGCUCUGCCACCGCUGCUCCUGCCACUGAGACCGGCGUUGCCGUCAUUACCGGCUCUGGUGCCUCUCCCAGCGCGGGCUCGGGCUCCUCUCCGUCUGGCUCGGGCUCUGAGGCCACUCCUAGCGGUGCCGACGCUGUUGGCACUGGCCCUACCCCCAGCUCUGGUUCCGGAUCUACCCCCGGUUCCAGUGGCUCUGAGUCCUCCCCCAGCGGCGCCUCCUCCGGCAACACUGGCUCUACCCCCAGCUCCGGCUCCAGCUCCUCCGGUUCCAGCUCUGGUUCCGAGUCUUCCCCUAGCGGUGCUUCCUCUGCCAACACUGGCUCUACACCCAGCUCCGGCUCCAGCUCCUCCGGCUCCAGCUCUGGUUCCGAGUCUUCCCCUAGCGGUGCUUCCUCUGCCAACACUGGCUCUACCCCCAGCUCCGGCUCCAGCUCCUCCGGCUCCACCGGCUCUGAGUCCUCUCCCAGCGGCGCUUCUGCCAUCGGCGGUGGUUCCCUCAGUGAAGGAUCCGGUUCUAGCUCCGGCUCGGCCGGUGCUGGUGCCUCUGCGCCCAGCGGAGCCACGGGAGUUCACCCCCAGGGUGCGAAGCCCACUCCCGGACCCAGCGGUAUCUUCUCGACCCGCCCUGUGAUCCCCUCCGGCCGUCCUUCCUCCUCCAAGCCCAUCCCCUCCGCCUCCGCCAGCGCCGUCGCCAGCUCUGCCCCUAGCUCCAGCUCUUCCUCCAGCACUGGCACUUCCCCCGAGGGAGUCUCCGCUCAGGGUACUGGCUCCAACUCCGGCUCUGCCACUAGCCCCUCCGCUCCCGUCUUCACUGGCGGUGCUUCUCGCGCUGCCGUCGGUGCUGGUGCCGGCCUCGCCACUGUCUUCGCUCUUGUCGCUUACUUGUUGUAAAAUGCCUUUCAAUUACUCUGAAAGACAACCGGCGGCUUUCUCCAAUUUGCCUUUUCUUGAAUAGAAGACACCGGGGAAGAAUGUUGAAGCGAUCUAGAUGAGGAUUCCUGUACUAGAAGCUCGGCGGUUCUUUACCCUUCUUGUCGGAACAUUCUCCAGUUCUUAAUCCGGGGUGGAAGGGCCGCAGAUUUGGACUACCAAGAGCAAAACAGAUAUCCUGCCUGUUUCAGUUUCAGCUCAAACACACUUCACUUCUCCAUGAUGUUGUAUCUUCUGCUCGAC